AUGACAAUAUGUAUAAAGUCUUUCUUUGGCCAUAUAUCUCUGUAUUUUCGUUUUGAAAUUCCCCCGUAUCUCUCCUUGUCUGUAUCUAUCAAUCAUUUCCCCCUCUAUCUCUCUUCUUUCUACCUCUUCCCUCCCCCUCUCUCUCUCUCUCUCUCUCUCUCAAUCUUGCCUUCUCUCUCUGUUACCCUCGCACUGUUUGCUACGUACUUACGCAUCACAAACAUUAGGUGGCCAACAUGGUGGCUUCGCUUAAGUGAUUCUCUUUCAAAAAUCCCCGUUCAUAUCUAUCUAUCUAUCUAUCUAUCUAUCUAUCUAUCUCAGCGCGUCCAUAUCUAUCUAUCUAUCUAUCUAUCGAUCGAUCGAUCAAUCUCAGCCCGUUCAUAUCUAUCUAUCUAUCUAUCUAUCUAUCUAUCUAUCUAUCUAUCUAUCGAUCGAUCGAUCGAUCUCAGCCCGUUCAUAUCUAUCUAUCUAUCUAUCUAUCUAUCUCAUCCGUUCAUUAUCUAUCUAUCUAUCUAUCUAUCUAUCUAUCUAUCUAUCUAUCUAUCUCAGUCCAUUCAUAUCUAUCUAUCUAUCUAUCUAUCUAUCUAUCUCAGUCCCAUCAUAUCUAUCUAUCUAUCUCAGUCCCAUCAUAUCUAUCUAUCUAUCUAUCUAUCUAUCUAUCUAUCUAUCUAUCUAUCUAUCUCUCUCAGUCUGUUUCUUUCUAUUUUCUUCAUAUCUAUGUUUCUAUCGAUCUCAACCCGUUCAUAUCUAUCUAUAUAUCUAUCUAUCUAUCUAUCUCAGUAUGUUCCCGUCCAUUUUGUACAUUUUCGUUCUAUGUAUCUGUCUAUCUCGAGCUAUCUAUCUUAA
Messenger RNA from Acanthosepion pharaonis, 846 nucleotides. The record is from the annotation of a GenBank genome assembly. Lineage: Eukaryota; Metazoa; Mollusca; Cephalopoda; Sepiida; Sepiidae.